AUGAUGUCCCCUCCUGCCCUAAUAAUCCCCCGUUCCCUCUCCCUCCCCUCCUCCGCAGACGAAAUUCGUCGCACCUCAAUAUCCUAUUCCGUUCGCCAGGAACACCAGCUCCUCUGCUCGGACGCACCGCUGACUCCCCCAUUGUCUCCCAAACCUGACCAAAAUAUUGAUUCCAUCAACAUUGGCGACCAAUACCCCCAUAUCAUGCCAGAAUCAGUCCGAGACAACCAGGCGAAGGAUCCAGAGGCCUUCUCUCAGGCCUCGUCCGAGGCCAUGGAUGUCGACGACGUCCCCGAAGAAGACACACCCAUUCAUCCUGUUCCCCGUCCUCAACGCCUCCUUGAGGACGAAAAGGUGCAUCUCCAACGAUCGGGAAUAAAGCUCUCAGACUUCCAAGUUCGCGGUACCCUAGGCACCGGAACUUUCGGCAAGGUUCUGCUUGUUCGCCACAAAAGCUCCUCUCAGACUGGCACCCAAAGCUAUUAUGCCAUGAAAGUUCUCCGCAAGACGGAAAUCGUUCGACUUCGUCAAGUCGAGCACGUCAACGCAGAACGUUACAUCCUUUCUCGGGUCCAGCAUCCUUUCGUUGUUGACCUCUUCGCCACCUUCCAGGACAGCCUCAACGUGUACAUGUUGAUGUCCUACGUGCCGGGUGGCGAGCUGUUCACGCACCUUCGACGUGCUCAGCGCUUUACCCCCGACGUGACUCGCUUCUAUCUCGCGACCAUCAUUCUCGCUCUCAAGUAUCUCCACUCUUUCAACAUCAUUUACCGUGACCUCAAACCAGAAAACCUCCUCUUAGAUUCACGGGGUUAUCUUCGACUCACGGACUUCGGUUUUGCGAAAAUCGUGGAUGAUCGUACAUGGACCCUCUGUGGCACCCCAGAAUAUCUUGCCCCGGAAAUCAUUCAGUCCGAUGGUCACGGCAAGGCCGCUGACUGGUGGGCGUGUGGUGUUCUGUGCUAUGAGAUGCUUGUCGGGUACCCUCCUUUCUUCGACGAAUCCCCAUACGGAAUCUACGAGAAGAUUCUGAAUGGCCAUAUUCACUGGCCUAGAAGUAUGGAUAGGCUCUCUCGGGACCUCAUCAGAGCGUUUCUCAAUCCCGAUCGUACAAAGCGAUUGGGCAACAUGAUUGGUGGUCCACAGGAUAUCCUCGACCACCCUUGGUUCAGGGGUGUCGAUUGGGACGCUCUCGAGCGUCGCGAAAUCAAUGCUCCCAUCAUCCCUAGGACGUCAUCCGUGGAUGAUACCCGCCAUUUCCUGCACCUCCCUCUUCCCCCACCUGAUGAAAUUCCAGGUCUCACUGGACAGGAGCGCAACUCUACAUUCCAACAGCGCUUCGAUCCUAUCGCCUAUCAAUUUCUUGAAUUCUAA
Molecule: messenger RNA, 1374 nt
Organism: Cyclocybe aegerita
Lineage: Eukaryota; Fungi; Basidiomycota; Agaricomycetes; Agaricales; Hemipholiotaceae
Source: the annotation of a GenBank genome assembly